AUGCAUCCGAUCAAGAAAGUCGCUAUCCUUGGGGGUACCGGUGCUUUGGGAGAAGCCCUUGUACCAGCUUUGCUGAAAGCCGGUUUCGAGGUUACAUGCGUCAGCCGCCCCGGUAGCAAAGCCGCAGUCUUUCCUGGUGUGGUUGUCAAAACGGCCGAUUACACGGAUGUCGCAGCACUCACAGAGGCAUUCAGUAACCACGACGCCGUCGUCGAAGCCUUCAACCCCGCUGGAGCAACUCAUCAGGCCCGUAUUCUGAAAGCUAUCCUCGCCGCGGGGGUAAGACACAUCACCACGCCUGAUUUCAGCGGCAACACGUUCCAUCCCAACGCGAAAGACAUCUUCAUCUUCAACCCGAAGCUGGCAGCUCAGCAGGAGCUUGAACGUGUAGUUGCCGAGUCUGACGGGAAGCUGACCUGGACGGCCAUCGUGACCGGUCCUUGGUACGACUGGACCAUUGAGAAGGGCAUAUUCUGGAUCAACAAGGCGAAUCGCACCAUCACGCGUUACGGCUCGGGCGAUCAGAAGUGCAGCAUGAGUCGGCACGCUCUCAACGGCGAGGCACUUGUCGCUGUUUUGAGCGACCACGAGAACUAUCGCAACCGACCGGCCUAUUUCGCCAGUCACACCGUAUCGACCAACCAGCUUAUUUCCACGGUCCAUAAACUGGGGUUUACGGGUUGGGAAGUACUCGAUGUGCCUUUCGACGGAUUUGAGAGUAGGGCUCGCGCCAUAUGGCAAAAGGAUACCGAGAUGGGUGUUGAGGACAGGCUGAACUCAAAAGCUUAUGCGGCUCUUUCUACCGUCGCCCUGUUGGACGAGGAUAACCGCUAUGGAUCCGACUUUGGAGACAAAGUCGAGCCUGGGUGGGGUGAAAGUGAAGUGGCGCUUAUGGACAACUUGAAGAAAUCGCUUAGCUGA
This is a messenger RNA of Colletotrichum graminicola M1.001, 921 nucleotides long. RefSeq lists its product as uncharacterized. The coding region runs from base 1 to 921 and encodes 306 amino acids. The transcript has 2 exons. The record is from RefSeq and is a predicted model, not a curated record. Lineage: Eukaryota; Fungi; Ascomycota; Sordariomycetes; Glomerellales; Glomerellaceae.